GGUAACGCGGGGCUGCUGCGGCGGCUGCCUGCUCUGCGUGUGGCGGCGCGGGGCUCGCCCGCCCGGCCGGCCCGGGACAGGGCAGGGCGGAGUGGGGUGGGGCGGGCCGGGGGCAGCGAGGCGCCGACCAUGCCCGCGGCCGGGGCGCGGCGCGGCGCGGGGGCUCCCCAGCUGCUCGUGGCGCUGCUGCUGGUGCAUCUCCCGCAGGUCCGUCCCCACCGAGCCACGGGGCCCCGGUUUUUAAUAAGCGACCGUGACAGAGAUCCUCAAUGUAACCUCCACUGCUCCAGGUCCCAGGCUAAACCCCUCUGCGCCUCGGAUGGCAGAACUUAUGAGUCAAUGUGCGACUACCAGCGAGCCAAAUGCAGGGAAUCAAGCCUGAGUGUAGCACAUAGAGGUAGAUGCAAAGAUGCUGGUCAAAGCAAGUGUCGUUUGGAGAGAGCUCAGGCGCUGGAACAGGCAAAGAAGCCCCAGGAAGCAGUCUUUAUUCCAGAAUGCAACGAGGAUGGAUCAUUCACUCAAGUGCAGUGCCAUACCUAUACUGGAUACUGCUGGUGUGUCACACCCGAUGGUAAACCCAUCAGUGGCUCUUCUGUACAGAACAAAACUCCUGUAUGUUCAGGUUCAGUAACUGAUAAGCCUUCAGGCCAGGGUAAUUCAGGAAGGAAAGUUUCUUUUCGGUUCUUUUUAACUCUCAAUUCAGAUGAUGGUUCGAAGCCAACACCCACCAUGGAGACCCAGCCUGUUUUUGAUGGGGAAGAAAUCACAGCUCCCACACUUUGGAUUAAGCACUUGGUCAUUAAAGAUUCCAAACUGAAUAGCUCCAGCAUGAGAAACUCAGAGAAAGUUCACUCAUGUGACCAGGAGAGACAGAGUGCCCUGGAGGAGGCCAGGCAAAACCCCCGUGAAGGCAUCGUCAUCCCAGAGUGUGCUCCUGGAGGGCUGUACAAACCAGUGCAGUGUCACCAAUCCACUGGGUAUUGUUGGUGUGUUCUGGUGGAUACAGGGCGCCCCCUGCCUGGCACAUCUACCCGCUAUGAAACCCCAGUGUGUGAAAGUGAUGCCAGAUCAAAGAGCACAGAGGCUGAUGACCCAUUUAAGGACAGAGAGCUUCCAGGCUGUCCAGAAGGAAAGAAAGUAGAAUUUAUUACCAGCUUACUGGAUGCGCUCACUACAGACAUGGUACAGGCCAUUAACUCAGCAGCACCUGCUGGGGGUGGAAGGUUCUCUGAGCCAGACCCCAGCCACACACUAGAGGAGCGAGUGGUGCAUUGGUACUUCAGCCAGCUGGACAACAACAGCAGCAAUGACAUCAACAAGCGGGAGUUGAAGCCUUUCAAGCGUUACGUGAAAAAGAAAGCCAAGCCCAAGAAAUGUGCUCGACGCUUCACUGACUACUGCGACCUCAACAAGGACAAAUCUAUUUCACUGCAAGAGCUGAAGGGGUGUUUGGGAGUCAGCAAGGAAGGAGGCAGCAAUAGCAAUUUCCCCCAGGGAAAAAGACAAGGUCUUAAUCCUUUCAUAGGACGCCUGGUCUAGGAGGAGAUCUGAAUGCAGGGUCCAACCCAAAGGAAGGACAGCUGGACGGAGAGACACCCUGCUGCUUGUGAGCACAUGGGCAGCAAUAUCCACCGUAGCAGAAGUGGCACCCAGAACGUUUGCACUUUUUUUUUUUAAUACUCGGUUUGGUUUUUGAUUUAUUGUUAAUGCCAUUAUCUAAUACUCUGCAGGGGAGGGGGGAGGGGGCAGGAAGAGCAUGACUUUUUUUUCCUUUUUUUAAAUUGGAAUAGCUACUGACGACUUAAAUUUUGAAGUUUGAUGGGACUUGAGAAAGAGAUUUUUAUAUACUGUAUAUAAAUAUAUGUGUAAAUUGUACAGUUGUCUUGUACAGGGGUUGGAGUCACUGUUCUGUUCCUUCCUUUGAUUUCUAAGGCUAUUCAGGUUAGCUUAAAGGAACACAUUGUAUUACUGGAUUCCAACAGGGCAUUGAUUUCAGCAACUGAUCCAUCUGCCAGCUGCACAUCAAUCUCUCAAGUAUCCCACUGCAUGUAGAAGUGAAUAUAUUGGCCCAGCUAGUGCUCCCAAGUUGUUCCUACAGAGUACCGAGUGCUUCCUGGGAGUUACUGAAUAGCCCCAGUUCCGAUGGUUGGUGAGAGCCCUCUGUAGCUUGCAGGCAUGGACUGUUGAGAGAGUACGGCUACAGCUUAACUGUCAGUGCAUCACAGAAGAGUUUGUAUGUGAGCAUAUGUGGGGGAGGGUUUGAAACAUGAACACCCUUAAGUGUGGAAGGGGCAGGGGAACUGUGGGGGGGAAGCCCAACUGUGCCAUAAGGAAGAUAUGCCGCACCAAUACCAUGUCUAGGGUCACUAGGAGAGCCAGCAGGCUGCCAAUGCCAGGAAAACAUACUACAGGUCCCAGUAGUGUCAGGAGAGUGGGUGAGGAGAGACACUGUUUAUCUUAAUGUGUGCCAAAGUGACCACGAAUGUCCCCUAUAACCAUAUGAAGGACAAGAAAUCAAGUAGCUCUGCCCUGCACAUCAGGAGCAUCUGCCAGCCUAGUGACGGGCACUGGAGAGAUGAGAAUGCAUUUGUCAGAACAGAAAGAUACAGGAAAAGACCAAUCCCUGGGUGCCUUGUUAAUAUAAAUGGCAUCUCUGCCAUUUGGCUUAUUCUCAUUCUGAAGGCUUUGGUCAUUCCUGUGCAGAACCAUGGGUCCCUGUGUUUCUAGGAUGUGAAUCCAUAGCUCUCUGCCUGUUCAGUAGGGUGAUGCAUUGGCUCACAAUAACCUUAUCCCAUUCUCUGUGCCCUGCUAAUAUCGGUGUUUUAAGCGCUAAUAGUGCACUCUAAAGCAGUGGCAGUGGCUCAGAUUGGCUAAGCUACUACUUUCAGAGGUUUCAAAUGGACUGCUUCUACUAGUUAUGUUUUGGCCAAGAUCUUUGUCUGCUAUUCACAGUCAGAUACAACAGUAAAUUCUGCAGAGGGACAGGGACACCUAGACCCUCUACUGUGCGUAAAAGCCAGUGGGAGCAUAGAGCUUACUGCGAAACAGUGUAUUCCUGCUUUGAGCAUCUCUGGUUUGCUUGACCCUUAGUGGGGCACAGCAGUCUCCCAGCUAUCAGACACCUAAACCUUUUUUUCACUUACUUGUAUGCACACCCUAAUCCUCAUGCUGUUCUGGUGCACUUCCCUUAGGUACCUGUUGUUUGCAUUCAGUAUUAUGGGGGACAGCUCUCUGAUGAUAGUUACCUAAGUACUUUGGCCAUUUUACCCAUAAUGAGGCUUCUGAGGUGUUGCAUUUAACUUAGUGAAUGGUGAUCCUGUCUUCUACCUACUUAUACAUGAAGGGAAUCUGUAACCAACUCUCAAGCGAUUAGGAAAUGGUGAGUGGCCAUCAAUAUUGUUAAUAGGAUCUGGGUUUGAAGCCUGCCCUGGUUUAAAUCCUGUUAAAGCUAUAAUAGUAGUACCAUUUCGGUGUCCCAAAAUGGGUAUUGAUGGCAAUGCCAGGCAUUGUACCAUAGCCUUGUGCAUUACAUGUGGAACAUUGCAACACAAUACUGUUGUGAAACAGUGUGACAGAGGGGCCUUGUAACAAACUGUGGCCAUGUUGCUUAGUUAUAUGAUUGUGUGACAUGGCAAUUCCACCUUUUCCUGAGAUGACAGCACUUUGUGACAAUAGUGUCACAGCCUAAACAUCCCAAUGCCCCAGCACAGCAAACUUGCACCACAUUUAAACGCCCAGAUGGAGCCUUCCUCAAUCACAAAUAUCACUCAUUGGAUUCCAGGACUUGGGAUCUCACUGCUUGGGAGUAGGUUUGAAGCUGGUUGAAGCAUUUGGUCUAGAUUAAAAAAACAAACCAAUGGACCCUUAACAAGUACCUUUGUGAAGUGCAAGUCUCACAGGUGUGUUGUAAGGAAAAGCUUUUGCUUUAUAAACAGUCCUACCCGUUGCUGGCUGCUUUGUUGUAAGCAACCUGCAACGUAUGUCCGCUUUGUGCCUGCAAGUCUGCAUUCUGCUCAUUGCUUUUCCUUUUUAUACACAGGCAUUUUGUGUAUGAGUGUGUUAAGUGGAAUUGGUUCAGUGUAUAAUCACAGAUGUCAAUAUCCCCCCCGCUAAUCUUGCAGUAGGAAUGAAGAACAAGCCCAGCCUUGUAAAAAUGUUGUGCUGUAUCUUGAGGAAUGAUAGACUGGCUGGUGUUGUCAUUUAGUACUAUAUCCAGCAAGGGCCAAAGAUUGAUGCUAGGGCUAUAGGAUACUCUCAUGCAAUUGCAGGGAGCAGGAUGUGCUCAGCAAAAAGGGUGAGGUGCUCAGUGUAGCCAUUGCCUGCUUGCCCAGGGCAGAAAAAAAUGGUUAAAUUGAGCCUUAGUAACUGGGACUUCUUUGCUAAAACUCAUUUGCUGUUGGGGAAUUUAAAUCAGCCAGAUUUACUGCUAUAUCACCCAUUCUGCAGCCCUAAUACUGCAGUUGUCAGUCCUGCUUCCCUUCCUUCCAAGAGAUGCUUAAGCAAUGUGUGUGCACGUGCCCUCCACAAGCUGACAGCUUUGGGCAGCUCUUCAAAAAAGCCAAGUGGUUGAGGCUGAUCCAUUUAGCCAACAGUCUCAGUUAGACCCUACAUGUAGCCUUCUGCCAGGAUUGCCCCAUAGAAAGGGUACUGAGAAGUAAAUAGUCUCCCCUUCCAUAGUUGGAGAAUAGGGCCUAGUACCCUAAGUUACUGUCUUCGGGGAAGGUCCCAAAAUAGUCUCUUGUAUUGCCUCUGUGUUGGAUGGUUAUGUGGACUUGAGGCUCCUAAGUGAUUCAGGAGUUCUGGUGACUGCAUAUGUUAGAAGGUCAUACAGAAUAUUUUGGUUUUGUAGCAUAAACCAUGGUCAUAGAGUUGUCCAACUCAAAGGUACACAGUGGCUGAAACUCCCUGUGGAAUUAUGAUGCUAGUGACAGCAGGUUCUCCCAAGACUGAAACUAGAGGCUGUUAAUGAAGUUAGGUAGUCAUGGGAUUACAGGGAAGGCCCACUCAUGGACUAGAAAUUGGCUUGAGGAUGAGAGAAAAAAAAAGAGUGAGUAUAACUGGACAGUUUUGGGGAUGGAAAGAAGUGAACAGUAGGGUCCCCUAGGGAUCUGUGUUGGUACCAGUACUAUUUUAACACAUUCAUAAAUGAUCUGGAAAAGGGGGCGAGUAGUGAGAUGGCCAAAUUCAUGGAUGACACAAAAUUAUUCAAAGUAGUAAAGACCAAGGUGGGCUGUGAGAAACUACAAAAGGAUUUUAUACUUAUGAGUGACUGGGCAAUUAAAUGGUAGAUGAAAUUCAAUGUAGGUUAAGUAUAGAGUGAUGCACACUGGGAAAUUGAUGCACACUGGGAAAUAACCUGAAUUAUACAUACAUUAUGAUGGGUUGUGCUGUAGCUGUUACCAUAGGAUCUGGGAGUCAUUGUGGACAGCUUGCUGAAAACAUGAGCUCAGUGCUCAGCAGAUGUCAAAAGCCAAACAGUUAGGGAUCAUUAAGAAGGGAAUUGUAAACAAUACAAAGUAUCAUUAUGCCCAUUUAUAAAUUCAUGGGGCAUGCACUCCUGAAUACUAGGUCCAGUUUUGGUUCCCACACCUCAAAAAGGAUAUAGAAGAACUAGAGAAGGUUCAGAGAAGAGCAACAAGGAUGAUUAAUGGUAUGAAGGGGAGACUAAAGAUGCUGGGCAUAUUUGUUUUAGAAAAGAGGCACUUGAAAGAGGAUGUGAUAAGGGUUUACAAAAUGCUAAGUGAUGAAGAGAAAGUAAACAGGAUUUAUUAUUUACUUUCUCUCAUAAUACAGGAACUAGGGGUCAUAAAAUAAAACUAGUAGGUCGUAGGUUUAAAACUAACAAAAGAGGUUUUUUUCACACCCAGUGUAAUUAAAGCGUGGAAUUCAUUUGCUACCAGAUGUUGUAGAAGCUGACAAUGUAGCCAGAUUCAAAAAGAGACUGGAAAAAUUCUUGGAGGAAAGGUGCAUCAGUAGCUAUUGUGCUUGGGAGUUAGGGGGGAUAUAGCCUCUGAAUUGGAGCUUCCUGGACCUUAAAGGCUGGAAGCUGCAAGUGGGAGAGGAACAGGGGAAAAACCCUGGUUCACUUUCUCCCUUUCAGCACCGAACCUCUGCCACUGUGUGACAGGAUACCAAGCAAGAUGGAACUAUGGACCUUAUGAAACACCUCGCGUCACUACCACCACCACUCUUCCCACCAGAAAACCUUCUGGCAUCCAGGGCUAUAGGGCAGGUGUCAUCAAACACAUCCUUAUCUAGAAGUGUCAGGGCAAGUCCUGCUCUUGCGUGUACCAGUAGGAGUCAACAGAGAUCAAUAAGGUCAUGUAAUUAUCUGGAGAAACAGAAUUCAUACAUGUUGCUUCCACCCUUGUGAAUCGUCCUGAUUCUGUUCAUUACCAUGAAUAAGUGGUGGAAGCAGCUGGGACAAAGGUGAAGAAACCAGGGGUCACACACAAUGUCAUCUGUAGGCAGCACUGUUCCUGUUGGAGGGAGAAAUCCUUCCUUGUUUGCUGGUCCUGACUAACACAAUGGAGAAGACAAACUGUCUUUGAUUUAGGGUAGGAAUCCCCUCACAUGGAGGAUAUUUGGUUUCAACACUCCUGAAGGUAAGGGGGCAGGGAGGUAAUAUUCUAAGCCUAGGAGAAAUGUGGUAUAGAACAUCUCCCAGUGGUCUUGUCUACAGCAUUGUUUGUUAGGCUGAAAGGCAUCUGGUUAUUGUUGGUUUUCUAAUAAAAUAGAUAAAUCUUG
This is a messenger RNA of Alligator mississippiensis (American alligator), 6747 nucleotides long. It is a transcript of the gene SMOC1, whose product is annotated as SPARC related modular calcium binding 1. The record is from RefSeq and is a predicted model, not a curated record. The transcript has 13 exons. Bases 130 to 1539 code for a protein of 469 amino acids. Lineage: Eukaryota; Metazoa; Chordata; Crocodylia; Alligatoridae. Gene Ontology annotation, cellular component: basement membrane. Gene Ontology annotation, molecular function: protein binding; calcium ion binding; extracellular matrix binding. Gene Ontology annotation, biological process: extracellular matrix organization.